AUUAGAUAAAGAGGGCUGGGUUCUGCUAGGAAGAUCGAAAGCACUACGGGAUUUCAUUUCGUACGUUCGUUUUCACGUGAAUGGAUCGCUGUUGAAAAAUUGGCAAACAUGGUGUCUUUGCAGACUAUCGCGAGUAUAGUGAUUAAAGUGCUAAAAUUGGUUCUCAACCUCAUAAUUUUGAUCCUGUACCGUACAGGAUACGGCGGUGAGUUUUUAGGUGUCGGUGGGACUUGGAACCUAAACGAAGACAAGAAUCCUGAUGCCGAGAUCGUGGCUUCAGGUGUCUUCGUCGGAUUCUUCGUGUACACGAGCGUCGUGCUCAUCAGUUUCUGUUUCGGAAAUACCGAGCAUAAAAGAUCUCUCGUCGAAAUCAUCAUGAAUUUCGUCGGGACUUUUAUGUUUGUGGCUGUGGGUGGAACAGCUCUACAUUACUGGCACGGUUACCAACCUGAGCAUAAAUACCAAUAUGACUCGUCAGAGAGACAGAUCGGUUUGGCCGUGGGCUCAUUGUGUGUCUUGGAAGGAGCAGCAUAUUUAUUGGACUUGAUAAUGAGUUUCCUCCAUUACGCAAAAGACGAGUUCAAUUAAUUUAGCAGAAAAAAUAUCACAAUGUAAUAGAGUUUGAUAAAAUUUACAAAGAACUGUCAUUUCAUUUUCCAAAAUUCAUUCAUGUCAUAGCGAUUAUGUAAGUAACGUAAAAAUUUCAUUGCAGGGACGCGGUUAGGCACUUUCAGUACUUCGAAAUAU
This is a messenger RNA of Harpegnathos saltator (Jerdon's jumping ant), 747 nucleotides long. It is a transcript of the gene Ssk, whose product is annotated as smooth septate junction protein snakeskin. Lineage: Eukaryota; Metazoa; Arthropoda; Insecta; Hymenoptera; Formicidae. The transcript is spliced from 4 exons. Bases 109 to 588 code for a protein of 159 amino acids. Gene Ontology annotation, cellular component: plasma membrane. Gene Ontology annotation, biological process: septate junction assembly. The record is from RefSeq and is a predicted model, not a curated record.